UUUGUCUCGGAGCGUUCGACCGAUUAUCGUCUCAACUUCCGAACGCGCGAAAAAUCAGCAGCGCAUCCGAAAAUGCGCCACGUGCAUAAUCUUAUCUAAUCAUUUUGUUGUCAUCCUUUCAUACACGUAUCCUAUGAUCUGAUUUUUUUUUCAUUUGUCGCUAAAAUCUCUAUUGAAAAAGUGUUUAUCUCUCUUCUGCAUUCUUAUUCACAUAUAAUAACAUAUUGUGAUUUAUUUAUUCUUUCAACUCAACUGAAGUUUCUUUCCGUUGUUGGAGAAAGUAUUAAUUGCGAAUUGUUGUAGUGAAUUGUGUCGUGGCUUGAAAUGAAACAUUAGACAACUGCAAGAAUGACACGACCGUAUACGUUAUGUUUGGUAGUGAUAUUGAUGAUUUUCGCUGUUAUCAAGGCCUCUCGUGAACAGAUUAAUCAGGAUAAACAAAAAGUACAAAAUCGCGGUACUGCACGAUAUCAUUCCAAUUUAAUGUCAGAAUUGAGUGACUUUACUGCGCUGACAACCAGAUCACCUCGCGGUAAAAGUUCUCGUACAAAAACAACUCCCAAUUUAGAAAAAAAUGAAACACAUAUCGCAAGGGAAAGUCCAUUAAGAUCACGAUCAAAAUUAUCAAGAACAACUGAUAGCUCCGCUGUUACGUUACGGACAAAUACAAGAAAAUCUAAUGUUGAUAAUUCUCGAAAUCAUUUAAAGUUACAUACUUUACAAGAAGAAAUAACGAAGAAUCGACACGAUGAUAAUAAAGAGAAUAUGCCUGAAUCACAAAUACUAAAACAGCAAACAGCUUCUAGACGAAUAUCUUCGGACAUGUCUUCUGUUUGGAUAGAUAGUGCGAAAUUGGAUCACGAAGUGUUCACAAAAUCCGAUUACUCAAGAUCAAGAACAGGAAGAAAGAUUUAUACAAAUUAUAACGGGAAAGAAUUGAAAAGUCAAACAAUCCCGCUUAGAAAGUCAGCAAAAGAAAACAUAGGAAAGAAUAAAAGUUCAAUCAAUGAAUUGGAAAAGAAAGAAACACAAUUAGAAUAUCCGAUAGUCAAGAAAAAUGCCUCGAUAACUAAUGUAUCAAGAGUGAUAGAUACGAAAAACGCAAAUAACUCUAACAAUCGUAAAGCAGAAAAUAUAAAAGAACAAGAUGUUUUGCCAUUAAACUCUGAAAAUGUUUUGAGAGCAAGUAUUACUCCAGCAAUUGAAAAUAGCAAAGAUGUCAAUCUUUUAAUAUCUGCAACAAUGUCGUCCAUUAACUCAUCUCCGAGACAAACUUUAAGAUUGAUCAAGGAGAAAGUGGAAAACAACAAUAUUGCAGAAUCAAACACAAAGAAGAGGAAACAAUUUGACCGAUCGAAAUCUCGAGGCAUAUUCAAUGCACAUAAUCCCGAAAUUGUAAAUUCCGAAAGCAUUCCCCGACGGAAUUCGUCCAGAUUCGCCGACAUUGUGAAUAAAGAGACAAACAGACGUUCUUCUAGUGCUAGAAAUAGAUCUAACACAAAAAACAUUAAUUCCGGAAGUCAAUCCGCGUAUAAGUUGAGAAGUACAAACACGACAGAAGUAAGAGGUAAUGCUGCAAAUAAAAAUGUUGACAUUAAUUCUGAAAUAAAUAUAAAUGGACAAACAAAAACACGCAAUUUGUCUAACAAAGAACAUACGAUUGAGGAAAAACAAAAAUCCAAGCAUGAUCAUAAAUUAAAAGUUACAGAACUCAAAAUGGAUAAACAAAAUAUUCGGACUCAACCUGGAAAUUGGUCGCGCACAGUUAGUAACUCCGACAUUAUCACUACUAUUCCAAAGGCGACAAUCGAAACUACGACUGUUUCUUCUUUGAAUACACAAACGACAUUAAGUUCUAUUUCUACGAUGAGCAAAUCAUUAACAAUCGCUCGAGUAUCCUCUUCAACUGAACAAAUUUCUAGAAACAAGGAAAGAAAAGAUUCUCGAAUGAAGAAACUUCCGAAGGAAGAUUUCUUUAAUCAUGGUCUAGGCUUUCGAGGUCGAAAAAUCGAGGAAUCUUCUUCAAUUAUUGCAGAUUUAAAGACUACUACGUCUAAAAGUGAGACUCAAUUACGUGGCAAUCCCGGAUGGACUCUCAAACGCCGAUUUAAUUAUGUCAAUCAGGAUAUUCCAUCAACUACCUCUGCAGUUAAUCGAAAUCAGACUGACAAAAUCAUCUUAUCCAAUCAUCUAUCGAGAAGUACCGAAGUGCCAUUAAGUAAUGCAAAAGUUUUAACAAGAGGCACUAAAAGACCAAAAGCAAAAGACAAGAGCAAUAUCAUAUCAGAUAUCACGCCAAAAGAUGUAACAAGAGGUAAUAAGACUUUUAAUAAAUCCGAAGCUUUCGAUUUACCUAAGAAAACUGAAUUGGAGGAGAACGAUAAUUAUCCUUUGGCAUUUCGAGCUAAAUUAUCUCAAUUGAAAAAUUCUAACUUGAAACUUACUGAGGAAAAGAGUACAACUAGGAGUAGAUUACAGGCAACGAAAUCGAGCCCGGUGAAUCUGUUCUCCGAAAGAUCUAAACUGAACCUGGACUUAGCUAGAAAGUUGAUCAAACCUGAACUGAACGUUGAUGAGAACAACUUUAAUGAAAAGAUCUUCCCUUAUUCCGGCAAAUCGCAAGUAAAAGAAAUUUCAACUGUCAAUGAAGACAGAAAUAUAGAAAAAACUACAAAAACGACUAUCAAAUUCAAUGAUGCACAUGUGUCACAUGGAAUUGCAAAUACACAGAAAGAGAAAUCAAUUACAAGAGACAGAUUGAAGAUCUUCGAGGCUAGAAAAUCCUCAAAAGAUCAAAAUGUCAGAGAUUCGUUUAAAUCCAUAAUUAAAAAGAAUCAGAGACCUUCAGAAAGAAUGAUCACAUCUUCGCCUACAGAAGGAACAUCGAUGAGUAGUAUUACUAAGUUUAAUACUAUGCCACGCAGAAUCACAGCUUCGCAUCGAGGUAUCACAUCUGUAGAGGAAACGACCACCAUGACUAUCGAUACGACGAGAGUUCGAUCUUUAAUAUCACAGAAUACUAUGCCGCGAGAACAAACAUUGGCAAACAUAAUAGAAACUCUUGAUGAAAAUAAUAUUGUAACUAUCAAACCAUUAAAACAAAAUGAAACAUCUAUCAAAAUAAUUAAAUCAGAUAAACAAAAACGCAAUAAUACGAAAGAAACUGCUGUGACAAUGGGUACUACAUCAAUUACGGACGCAUCAAUAGAAUCUACGAACAUUUACACCACAGAACUCCCUCAUGAGAUAACAUUGUCACCAACAGUUACCACGCCGAGCAGCAUGCAUUCGUCAGUAGAAUCAAAGAAGAUAUAUCCUGUUUAUAUUCCUGACGCAAAGAAAUAUGAUUCAUCGGAAGACAAGAAUAGAAAACUUAUGAACAAUACGAACAAAAACGUUUUUCAACCUCGUUAUACAAAGCAACAGACACCGGACAAAGUGGCGAUUUCCAUGGUAACAUCGAUGACUGUUGGGCCCACCAGCCGAUACAUCAAGAAGAAAUCGGGCGUUUUCACGCCAUACGAUGCCGUUUCCAAGCCGUUAAGCACAGAGGCGACAUUUAUACACACGAAACAUAGGGAGUUCCGUCCGCGAACAGCAACUUACAGGAGACAUUCCGAAGUAUCAACUAACCAUUUGAUGACCCGACAGUCAACUAAGCCGAAUAAGGAAGGAACUGCUGAUAUCAUCAGUGUAACACCAAAACCAACUCAGUAUCAUGCGCAAGUCAUCACAGAAAAAAGUCGUUCCAAAUCUUCUGAAUCACUCGUUAAUGUGAAAAUUGACUCUUCAAACAACAGCAUACCACUAGUCAAUGAGAAUAGUAACGGCUCUAAUAUUUUCAAUCCCACCAAAAGCGCAUUUUCCAGCAAGAACACUACUACAUUAUUGGAGCAAUUACGGAGUACUGUGGCACCGCUCUUGAAUACUUUAAAUGAUAAAACCCCCAUUUUCUCCAGAGCUUAUUCCAACGUAAAUACUGGGAACUCCGCUCCUAGGAUAACGCCUAAUGGUUCCCCACCUAGAUUCAGUGCGAGAUAUAAAGGAGCGGAAUUGUUUGUGAAAAAACCGUCUCCUGAUCAAGUUGUAAUACCAUCAAUCACAACAUCAUCGACUACGGUUUCGACACUGAUAAAGAAUUCUGAUUUGGCGUCGCCCGUUCACAUCAACAGCCCCGGCGAGCCCAGAUUCAUCACUUUUUAUCAAGCAUUAGAGUCAGCUAGCAUAAGAAACGAAAAUCUUGGCAUAAAUGAUGUGUCUCAGCGGCAAAAACUAACUGGCGGGGUAAUGAAGGAUACAACGGCAACAACAAUCGCCCAAGGGACGGCGGUUGGCUCAAGAAUUAUUCAAUCCGAGCAAUCAACUGAAACGAUCAUUACUAGUACUCUUAUCACAUCCUCCGAAUCCCCCAUGGUCGACACAACGACCAUUUUACCCUCAUCAAUUGAAUCAACAACGGACAGUAUGACAUCGACGUCGACAAUGACGACAACGACUCUCCCAACGAUAUCAACAAAAUCACCAAUCAAGCUUGCCACUGUCGGGUCUAUGCCCGAGACGACUAUUCCAGCUAUAGAUAUUAACGAAAAUCUUAUCUCUACCGAGAUGACAACCACUGAUACUCGAGACACAACGGUUGCUUCAAUGGAGUCAGAAGAAUUGAUGACAACAAAGACAAUCGCAUCUGUCACAAGCAUGCCGACGACAAUUACAUCACCGAUCACGCGGAUUACUACGUCGAAUCGAAUAAUGUCACGUCCGCCGCUUACAUCUUUUGGUGUUCAAAACAUGAGAUCUUUUAGUGGCAACCAGGCGACAUUGGCUUCAAAAUCCAGUUCUUCCAGUAAAGCACCCGUCCGUGACUACCAGAUUUAUGGUAUUUAUCCCAACAAAACCAUCGUGCGGAAACGACCGGAGGACAAUUUAAUCGAUGCCAGGAAUAUAAAUAGUCCAUAUGUGAUAUUCGGCAUUUUCCCGGAUGGCAAACUGGUUCGCAAGUUUCCUAACGGAACCAUAAUACCGGAUUCACCUAGAAACCCAGUUGAGGUUGUGUUUACGCUCAGUACCACUACUAACCGACCAACAUCCAGGCCGUAUUAUAACCAAGUUAACCAAGCAGGCACUUAUAACCAAUAUCAAACUCCGGUGUACUAUAGUAACCCGAUGUACUAUAGUAGACCUAUGGACAAGCUGACGGAAAACAUUCAGAGUUCCAGCCCUGUUGAUUUUGGACUUAUCGAUAAUGCGAUCGGCAUUUCCCCUGGAGUUGGCCCAAAAUUCACAACAUCAUUUGGUUACCCUGAUAACGCUCCAUGCUCAAACAAAAUGAAUAAUAUGUUAUUAAAUACCCGAAUGAAUACGCUGCCAAAUACAGCUUCGAUGUUUAGUAAACUGCAAAAGCCAAUUGACUCUUUUAUCAUCUCGGAUCGCGAAACUAAUGAAGCUUCUCGAAAAAAAGUGACAUCUAAUCAACACAGUUCUGUAUAUAUCGGACAGGAUAAAUUUAUUAAUUAUCAGAUCAAUGGUGCACCUGAUAUCAAUCCAAAAGUGAUCGAUGUGAAAAUAAAUUCAGUCGCUACCUCUGUGAACGAAGAUGUAGCAUCAUCUAGGACAUCGAUCCCAUCUUUUGAAAAUUUACUAAAUAAUCAAUCGGGUAGUGGUAUAGUAACAACACUUCCCGGUUUUCUUUGGAAAGAUCCUCUCGAACAGAUAUUCGGUAUCACCACCAAUUCACCUAUGCAAACAGCAUCUGUAGCAUCGAAUCAAUUGUCGGCUGAAAAUGAUGUACCGAUUACGUCACGUCCUAUAAAUUCCUUGGUGGAAGUCUUCACGCCGGUUAUAAAUAGUAUAACUUCAACGAAUCCUGAAAACAAACCAACAACUAUAUCAAUUAACCCGAUUACAACUACUACUCCUAUUACUACCAUAUCAAUACCAACUACCGUACCAACAACUAUUGCUGCUACUACUACAACAACACCUGAGACUACAACAGCUGCAACUACAACAACAGCUGCAACUACAACAACAACUGCUACUACAACGACAGCUGCAACUACAACAACUGCUGCAACUACAACAACUACUACUUCGAUCAUUCCUACAAUAACUACCACUCCUACAACAACUACCACUUCUACAACAACUACCAUUCCUACAACGACUACGAUAAGUCAAAUAAAGAGUAGUAUAUUUUCUUUUCCUCAGCUUACAACAGCCACCAUAAAAGCUAACACUUUAUCAGAUAUAACAAAACGUUCAAAUACAGUCUCAUCAUUACCUACUGCAACAAUAUCUGCAAACAACAUAUUAAACGAAUUACAAAUGAAUACGAAGGAGAACGUCUUUGGUACAACAUUCGAAGAUUUGACUUUCCUGAAUUCAUUGUUACAGAACAAUAACGUUAAAACUACAUCGAAAACACUAAAUGAUAUAGAACAAAUGUUAGCAAACAGGAUCUUAGCACUUGCACUGACUAAACCUGGACCGACACGAUCGCCGAAAGCGAUUAAAACCGAAAAUUCAAAUAGCAUUCUUAAUACAGUCAAGGAUUUUCCAUCAUUUGAAUCAUCUUCCGAACCGAUAAUAAUCGAUUUAUUGCCAGUUUCAUCAACGCUAUCACCAAGUGUUAGUAGCACUGCAUCGACUACAAAAAAAUAUAUCGAAGCGAGAACGCCCGCAUUGAUACAAUCUAACGCUGUACCAAUUACUACGACUAAGAUACCAAUCGUUAUUACUGCUAAAUCUAAAACGACAAUGCGACCCAAGACUACUACUCAAGCACCCGUGGGAUUUGGUGUAAGUUUAUGGCGAGCAUUGUUCGGCAGCAACCGUUUUGAAGCGUCCACAAGAGCAAGUGUUAAGAAAAAUCCAAAACCUGUGACUUCUAAACCAAUCCAUGUUACUCAAAAAUCUAUUGAGAUUCAGAAACCAGUACCAGUACAAGUACAAACUGUACAAUCAACUACGCAUACAAGUCAUAUAAUGUCCGCGAUCAAGUCGCAUACAACGCCAAGAAGCGUCAGUAUUUCGGACAUCCAAGUGAUCUCGACUAAACCGCAUGCAGACAAUAUUGAUUCCGCCUCUGCUUCGACACCAAGUUCAAUUUCAACACAAAAAGCAUUGUUAAACAAUCCAAAUCCUAGAUUGAAUAAUGUCCUUACGUCUACACAUUCACCCGAGGAUGAUACGAAAUUCUUAGUCGCACUCUUGCAAGCUAUACAAACAGAAAUGAAAACUAGCACUUCUACAACACCUAAAAUAACUGAAGAUGAUGAAGCCUUUUUAAGAGCGAUUUUAAAUAAUCAAGCUAGCAUUUCUACUGCGACACCAUUAACAACCGAAUUGAAUCCUGCUGCUAUGCUAGCAUUACUUUUAAAACAACAAGGCAUAGAACCGUCAACACCAGCAAUAAAAUUUAGGGAACAAUUGCAAUUAGCUAACCUGGACAUGACCACUACUCGAUCAAUGACAAUGACCACUAAUCGACCAACCUUCAGUUCGAGCACGAUUAGCACAAGAAAACAAUCGACUACACCGAAACAAUCUUCUAAACCAUCGAAAGAUAAUCGAAAUCCUGAUUAUACGUGGUCUCCCAGUUCAACAUAUCCACCUCCUCUUUUCGGAGAAAAUUCGAGUAGUGGACUGAUUACUGCUACUAGAGCUAUCGGUCAAUUUCUUGGCGCUGCUAUUACGGGUGCAGCUCAACAAUUACAAUCUUUUCUAAGAAAUAGUACCAGAAGCAUAAAUGGAUAAUAUUAGAAAAGGACAAUAUAUAUUCAUCCGACAAUAUAUAUUCAUCAUUUCCGUUUUUUGAGAACAAAAGUCAGAAUUGAUGUUAUAGCAGUUAUUAAUCAGGAUUACGUUCCAAAACAUCCUCUCUAGAGAAAAAUUUUACUCUAUAACCAUUCUAAAAUCUCUUCGAGCAUUUCAAAACUGAGAGGAAACAUUCGUGUUUUCUCCAUUUGUGUAAAAUUCUCACCUGCAUUUUGACUAAACGACAAGCAAUAAAAAAUGGCGAAAAAAAUGGAAGUGUAAGUUGAAAAUUUUUUAAAUCCAAAUUAUAAAAUAGAUAACAUUCCAAUUGUAUUCGAAUUUUAUAAGAUAAUAGUAUUUCCUUUUAAUUACAUCCAGUGCGUUCCAAAACUCGAUUACUUUCGUUACACAAUUUGUUUCUCUUCAUUUACCUUGCGUUACCACUAAUAACAAUUUUGGAACGUAGUCUAAAAACAUAGUUACUGUUGAAAACGCAUUUAAUGAUAAUAUGAAAAUCGACGCUACGAAAACUCAAAAUGAACAGCACAAAGUAACCUAAUAAUUCAAGUAGCAAAGAGAUGCCAGAAGACAACAUAAUAACAAAAAAAUUUAAUCAUCCAUACAGCAUAGAAACUUCCAUCAACAUUGUUACAAUGUUACAACAUUGCUCAUUGCAGUGUAAUGUUGCGAAAAUAUUGUAAAGACAUUAUUUUAUAAUAUUAUUUUAGCAAUGUUGCAGUAACAUUUUAAAAUAGCGAAAAUAUAUAAUAGCGUAUGACAUGUUUUUUCACUUGCCACUAUACGGCAACAUCAAACUUAACUCGUAUUCAAAUUUUCAUCUAAAAUAGAUAUAGAGUUUACAAAGAACUAAUGUAGUAAGGUAUAUUUCUUGUCUUGUGUCAGUUUAAUUUCUGAUAAGCUGGCUUGAUUUGUUUAAUAUUCUGAAUCAAAUUAUUUGUUUAAUAAUUUGGAUCCCUCGUUGAAAUUCAGAAUAUAAACAGAUUUUUCUCAAUUGGGAGGGUAAAUGGGAAAUAGUACAUUUAUUGCACAUAUUAAGAUAUUCUGGUGUUG
Molecule: messenger RNA, 8826 nt
Organism: Camponotus floridanus (Florida carpenter ant)
Lineage: Eukaryota; Metazoa; Arthropoda; Insecta; Hymenoptera; Formicidae
Product: mucin-17
Exons: 18
Coding region: 349-7755 (2468 amino acids)
Source: RefSeq, a predicted model, not a curated record